Messenger RNA from Crotalus tigris (Tiger rattlesnake), 2274 nucleotides. Its product is annotated as vomeronasal type-2 receptor 26-like. Lineage: Eukaryota; Metazoa; Chordata; Lepidosauria; Squamata; Viperidae. The record is from RefSeq and is a predicted model, not a curated record. The coding region runs from base 154 to 2274 and encodes 706 amino acids. The transcript has 6 exons. Gene Ontology annotation, biological process: G protein-coupled receptor signaling pathway. Gene Ontology annotation, molecular function: G protein-coupled receptor activity. Gene Ontology annotation, cellular component: membrane.
CUUAGAUAUUGGAACACUGCUAUGCUUAUGAUGGAAAUUUUCACAAAAUCUUAGAAUGAGGUUGGGGCUUCUGAUGGAAUUGAAGAGGCAAACAGGAUGAAGAUGACAGAGUGAAUUCUACAUAUUAAGAUCAUUUAUGGAUCAGCUCCAGAGAUGAAUGAUAAAACUUCAGGCCAGUCUUUCUACCAAAUGGCCCCUAAAGAUGAUCUUCAGCAUGUUGGAAUCCUCUCUCUGCUUCUCUAUUUCUCAUGGACAUGGAUUGGGAUCCUUGCUAUGGACGAUGAGAGAGGAGAAAGAUUUGUACGUGCUGUUAUUCCAGCGUUUUCUAAUCAAGGCAUCUGCUUUGCCUUCAUAGAAAUUAUCCCUAGAAUAAAUUACUCUGCAGAACAUGAAAACAUGUUAAUUCAAGGAGCAAAAAUUUACGAAGUUGUCAUGUCCAGCAAAGCCAAUAUAGUGGUGUACUAUGGAGUAUCUUAUUCCAUUUUGUUUUUGAUAUGGUUUCCCUACAUUUCUGAAUUUGGAGUACAAAAAUCGUAUAUAAAUCAAUUAAAAGGUAAAGUAUGGGUAAUGAUUACUCAGAUGGAGCUCAGUGUUUUGAACUAUCAAAGGACCUGGAGUUUAAAAUUAUUACAUGGUGCUCUGUCCUUUACAAUUCACACCAAAGAACUUCAUGGGUUUCAAGAUUUCAUUCAGAGUCAGAAGCCAUUAAAUAACAAAGAGGAUGGCUUUCUGCUGGACUUCUGGCAACAUGUCUUUAACUGUGCAUUUCCAAAUAGAAUUCAGGAUAAAGUUGUAGGACUCAUUUGCACAGGCAAGGAGAACCUGCAGAAUGUUCCUGGCUCUUUUUUUGAAAUGAAUACGAUUGGCCAUAGCUACAGUAUAUAUAAUGCUGUCUAUAGUGUGGCCUAUGCCUUGCAUUCCAUGACUGCAUCAAGGCUCAGACAAAAAGCAAGAAGAAUUGAAUUUUCCUUUUCAAUCCAACUUCAUCACUUUCUCAGAAGUGUCUCAUUCAACAACAGUGCUGGAGAUGAUAUCUCCUUUGAUGAGAAUAGGAGGUUAUUAGUUGGAAUGGACCUUAUCAACUGGAUUAUUUCCUCAAAUCUAUCCUUUCAUAGAAAGAAAAUUGGCAAAAUGGCUCAAGAAACUACUAUAGAAGAAACAUUGAUCAUCAGUAAAGAUGCCAUAGUAUGGCACAGCUGGUUUAACCAAAUCCAGCCAACCUCGAUAUGUACUGAACAUUGCCAACCUGGUACUAGCAAGAAAGUAAAGGAAGGGAAGCCAUUCUGUUGCUAUGAGUGCAUUCCAUGUCCAGAUGGAAAAAUUUCAGAGAAGGAAGAUAUAAGAGAUUGCUAUAUCUGCAGAAAUGAAUUCUAUCCAAAUAAAAACAAAAAUUUCUGUCUGCCCAGAUAUGUAAGUUUCUUAUCUUAUGGAGAACCUCUUGGGAUUAGUUUUUCUUUCUUUGCUCUUUUCUUUUCUUUGAUUACAGCUCUGGUGCUGGGAAUAUUCCUAAAACAUCACAACAGCCCAAUUGUUGUAGCCAAUAAUCGAAACCUCACUUACACACUUCUGGUGUCUCUCCUGCACUGCUUCUUUUGUGUGUACUUGUUCAUUGGCCGUCCUAAGCAGGUGACCUGUCUUAUCCGACAAACUGCUUUUGGCAUCAUCUUCUCAGUUGUAGUUUCUUGUGUGCUGGCAAAAACGAUCACAGUAGUUUUGGCAUUCUUAGCCACCCAUCCUGGAUCCAAGAUGAGGAGGUGGGUGACCAACUCGGUCCUUUUUUUCUGCUUUCUGAUUCAGGCAAGCAUUUGCAUUUCAUGGAUGUGGACCUCUCCACCUUUUGUAGAAGUUGAUACGCAUUCCGUGAAUGAAGAAAUCAUACUGCGGUGCAAUGAGGGGUCAAUGGUCAUGUUUUAUUGUGUCCUGGGUUACCUGGGCUUUUUGGCUAUUAUCAGCUUCUCUGUGGCUUUUCUUGCCAGGAAGUUACCUGACACUUUCAAUGAAGCCAAAUUCAUCACAUUCAGUAUGUUGGUAUUUUGCAGCGUGUGGUUGUCUUUUGUUCCAACCUAUCUGAGCACCAAAGGAAAAUACAUGGUUGCUGUAGAAAUCUUCUCCAUCUUUGCUUCUAGUGCUGGUUUGUUGGGAUUUAUUUUUUUCCCCAAAAGUUAUAUUAUUCUCUUGAGGCCAGAGCUGAACAAGAGAGAACACUUGAUAAGAAGGAAGACCCUGUCAUCUGCUGAGCGUAAUUACUCACAGAUAGAGAAGUCUUGGUCAUAG